GCUCUUCCUGCCUGGGAAGGGCUUCCCAGGAGUGUGAGGGAUUUACUAAUCCCCACCUUUCAUUCUGCAUCCCUUGCAGUGUUCCACCGAAGGCCAUGUACAGUGGCAAGCUGCAGACAGGUUUGCUGGUGGCCAGCUAUUUUGUCUAUCUGCUGGUGGGUGCAGCUGUGUUCCAGGCAUUGGAAAGGACUGCUGAAAAGCAGGAGAAAAUAGCAGCUGCCCAGAUGAAGGAGGCUUUUCUCCAGAAUUUCACCCACCUCACAGUGGCAGAGAUGGAGCAGUUUAUGAAGAACCUGACUGAAGCCAUUCAGAAUGGAGUAUACCCUGUUGGAAAUGAAUCACAGAUUGAAGACAGCAACUGGGAUUUCAGUAACUCCUUCUUCUUUGCAGGCACAGUUGUCUCCACAAUAGGAUAUGGCACAUUACAUCCUAAAACUACUGGGGGGCAGAUCUUCUGUGUCUUUUUUGCUCUGUUUGGAAUCCCUCUGAAUAUUGUUUUUCUCCACCAUGUUGGUAAGAUGCUCUCACUACUGUGUAAAAAGCUGGGGAACUACCUGUAUGAGAAGGGAAUGAGACAGAAGAAGAUCAAAUUUCUGACCCUUUUGUUCUUCCUGUCUACGGGGAUCCUAGUUUUUCUGUGCUUGCCAUCACUCUUCUUCCAGAUAAUGGAGGGCUGGUCCUACAGUGAAGGAAUUUACUUUGCAUUUAUCACCCUCAGCACCAUCGGCUUUGGAGAUUAUGUAGUAGGUAAACAGCCUGGCAGGCAUUACUUUUCAUACUAUCGCUCAGUGGUGGCCAUUUGGAUUCUUUUUGGCCUUGCCUGGAUUGCUCUCCUGUUUAAUUUAUUGACAACAGUACUAGAAGAUACUGAAAAAAUAAUUGUUAAAGAUCUCCAUCAAAUUGGAAAGAUGAGUAAGGACAAUGAAGCAAGUCAACAAAGAAGAUGCUGGCCUUCUCAAUUUAUUCCAGAGGAAGAACUACCACCGCCAUGUGCUGGAGGGGAUGCACAGGAAAUGGAGUCAUUAGCAGCAGAUUCUGAACAGACAAAAACUGAAAAAAAUGUUUUUUCUUGUAGCAAAACUGCUGCCAUAACAUUGAACUCUUCAUUGGAGAGUUGCUAGUGAAUUAUUCUAAAGAAAUUCCCAUAGAAAUAAAAUUUCUCCUACCUGAGAUAUGCUGAGAUAUGACCUUUCAGAACUCAAGACUCACAAGCUGCACAAAGCCAAAUACUAAUGGUAAGACAUUUGCUCC
Messenger RNA from Dryobates pubescens (Downy woodpecker), 1251 nucleotides. RefSeq names its product potassium channel subfamily K member 16. Gene Ontology annotation, biological process: stabilization of membrane potential; potassium ion transmembrane transport. The record is from RefSeq and is a predicted model, not a curated record. Gene Ontology annotation, cellular component: membrane. Gene Ontology annotation, molecular function: potassium ion leak channel activity. The transcript has 5 exons. Bases 96 to 1121 code for a protein of 341 amino acids. Lineage: Eukaryota; Metazoa; Chordata; Aves; Piciformes; Picidae.